This is a messenger RNA of Brugia malayi, 624 nucleotides long. RefSeq lists its product as uncharacterized. The coding region runs from base 1 to 624 and encodes 207 amino acids. The transcript has 5 exons. The record is from RefSeq and is a predicted model, not a curated record. Lineage: Eukaryota; Metazoa; Nematoda; Chromadorea; Rhabditida; Onchocercidae.
AUGGCGGAUAAUGAGAGUAGCAAGUGCGAUGAUGAAUGCGAAGUUCAGCAUUUGAUACGUUUCGACCAAAGCAAAAUUCAUAAUACAACAGAAGAAACUGUUAAAUCUACCCCAAGUGAUCAUCAGGAAAGAAGCAAUAGUCCAUUAGAAGGAACGAAAAGAAAUCGAUGUCGAUUUUCGAUCUCGGAUAUAUUGAGCGACAAGCAUUCAACAAGUCGUACCAACACGAGAGUAGCCCCAAAAGCCGAUAUCACAACUCCUACUACGGGAAAGGAAAUUGUCUCCAUUUCUCUUCCUGCAGUAACGAACAUUAAUGAUGAAGCAUCACCAUACAUCAAUUCUCAGUUACCACGAUAUCUUCAUGCCGGUGUCUUACAACAGUCAGCACAUAAUUCAUGGCUUCAACCUUGGUUGUCAACAAUUCGCUCCUCAAUUGCUCAAGAACAGAAUUUGGUCCAUAGUAAUGAUAAAAGACAAGUAGAAAGAGUUCAUGGAAUAAUCAGGAGGGAACCAGAACAUAUUUCGUGUCAUGUGAGUACUGAACGAAAUAGGUCGGUACUUCACAAAGGACACGGUAACUCUACUCAUUCGGAUAAUUUUUGGGUUGAUUUCAUUACAACAUGA